Molecule: messenger RNA, 2241 nt
Organism: Camelina sativa (false flax)
Lineage: Eukaryota; Viridiplantae; Streptophyta; Magnoliopsida; Brassicales; Brassicaceae
Source: RefSeq, a predicted model, not a curated record
UGGAAUUCCGCGGCAAAGACUAGUUUCGUUGGCGCUUGAUGUAGUGCCUUUCAUUCUCGCGCUCUUUCUCUCUGUCGCAUCUCUGGUCUCUCUCUCUCUCUCUCCGGCGAUCUUCAUCUUCUUCUUCCAUCCUCCGGUGAAAUUUCUCAAGAUUACCAAAGAAAAAACCGCAAUUUCCAAGAACACCACAGCCGUUACCACCUAAAAACAGCGAACGCUUUUUCUUGAUUUCCGAUCACACCUCACUUUCAUCGGAAACUUCCCCAACUCAAGAAGCUAGGGUUUCGAAAUUUCACAUUUUUGUCCAAGAAUUUUGAUAUAGAAGAGGGUUUUAUUUUUUUAAUUUUAUUUUGGAGUUUAGCGCGGAAUUUGAUGGUUAGAACGGCGGAGACUUCACGUAGUCUUGUUUGCUUAGGAUGACCGGUGCUGCUUCACCGUGUGAUCGGAGAGGGUUUUGGUAUUUUGGUAAACCCCUCUCAUGGAAUGGCAGAUCUUGUGAGCUAUGGUAAUGUCGAGCGAGACAUUGAACAGGCUCUAAUUGCUUUGAAGAAAGGUGCUCAACUGUUGAAAUAUGGUCGGAAAGGAAAGCCUAAGUUUUGUCCAUUUAGACUCUCCAACGAUGAGACAUCUUUAAUCUGGAUUUCAAAUGGUGGAGAAAAACGUCUCAAGUUAGCAACUGUAUCUAAGAUUGUUCCAGGACAACGAACUGCUGUUUUCCAACGUUACCUUCGCCCUGAAAAGGAUUAUUUAUCUUUUUCUCUCGUAUACUCCAACAGGAAGCGGACUCUUGAUUUGAUUUGCAAGGACAAAGUUGAGGCAGAGGUGUGGAUUGCUGGCCUAAAAGCUUUGAUAUCUGGUCAAGCUGGCCGCUCUAAAAUUGACGGCUGGAGUGAUGGAGGCCUCUCUAUUGCUGACAGCAGAGACUUGACUUUAAGCAGUCCUACCAACAGUUCAGUUUGUGCUUCUCGAGAUUUUAGCAUUGUUGAGACGCCCUCCAAUUCAAACACUUUUCCCAGGACUUCUAGAACUGAGAAUUCUGUCAGUUCUGAAAGAUCACAUGUGGCAUCAGAGAGCCCAAAUAUGUUAGUAAGAGGACCUGGAUCAGACGUUUUCCGGGUUAGUGUCUCUAGUGUUCAAAGCAGCUCAAGUCAUGGUUCUGCUCCAGAUGAUUGUGAUGCUCUAGGUGAUGUUUAUAUAUGGGGUGAAGUGCUAUGUGAUAGUGUUGUCAGAGUCGGGGCUGAUAGGAAUGCUUCUUGUGUUGGUUCAAGGUCUGAUGUUCUGAUACCAAAGCCAUUGGAAUCCAAUGUUUGUUUGGAUGUCCAUCACAUAGCAUGUGGUGUUAAGCAUGCUGCUCUAGUCUCUAGGCAAGGUGAGGUUUUUACGUGGGGUGACGCAUCGGGAGGACGUCUUGGCCAUGGAAUGGGAAAAGAUGUUAGUGGUCCUCAGCUUAUUGAGUCUCUAGCUGCUACUAGUGUUGAUUUUGUUGCCUGCGGUGAGUUCCAUACGUGCGCUGUCACAAUGACAGGAGAGAUUUACACAUGGGGUGAUGGAACACACUGUGUUGGACUUCUUGGCCAUGGUACCGAUGUAAGUCACUGGAUACCAAAGAGAAUAUCAGGUCCUCUUGAAGGUCUUCAAGUUGCGUCCGUAUCUUGUGGACCGUGGCACACUGCUUUGAUCACGUCAACUGGACAGCUUUUUACUUUUGGAGAUGGAACAUUUGGUGUUUUAGGGCAUGGUGACAAAGAAACUGUAUUUUACCCGAGAGAAGUUGAAUCUUUAUCUGGUUUGAGGACUAUUGCCGUUGCAUGUGGUGUAUGGCAUGCUGCUGCAAUAGUAGAAGUCAUUGUCACUCAGUCAAGUUCAAGCAUUUCAUCAGGAAAGCUGUUCACAUGGGGUGAUGGUGACAAGAGCCGUCUUGGUCAUGGAGAUAAAGAGUCUCGGCUUAAACCCACAUGUGUAUCAGCUCUAAUUGACCAUUCUUUUCACAGAGUUGCAUGUGGACAUAGUUUAACAGUCGGCUUGACCACAUCGGGGAAAAUUUACACGAUGGGUAGUACUGUUUAUGGUCAACUAGGGAAUCCCAAUGCUGAUGGGAAGCUUCCUUGCUUAGUAGAGGAUACNUCUCUCUCUCUCUCUCCGGCGAUCUUCAUCUUCUUCUUCCAUCCUCCGGUGAAAUUUCUCAAGAUUACCAAAGAAAAAACCGCAAUUUCCAAGAACACCACAGCCGUUACCACCUAA